AUGCAUCGCGCUCUUGAAUCCGAAGAUAUCAUUUAUUCUGUCUUAGAACACGUCAAGUCCUCUGCGAUGGACUUAGUGAACGUGGCGAUGACUUGCUCCACGUUGGCGGGUCCCGCUCUCAAUAUCCUUUGGUCUACACAGUCAAGUUUGGCACCCCUCAUCAUGUGUUUACCGCAAGACACCUGGGAGGUCGCGGAGAAUCAAACUAUCGAUCUUUCCAGAGAGCCAACUCCCAUUGAGUGGGAACGCCUCAGAAUGAACGCAUCCAGAGUGCGCCGGAUUCAUAUUAAUGGCAUCAGUUCCGCACUUCCCCCGAAGCCACAUCUCACCCUGAGUGGUCGUGCCCUACAGAGGAUUUUCGAGCAGUUCCCUCCAGCCAUACUCUUCCCAAACCUUCAUGCAUUGGAUUUCGAGGCUAUAUGUAAUCUGCCGGGGUGUAGUUCAAAAUUCUUGCUACUUCGGCAGUUCAUGUCGCCUGAUUUGGAAUGCCUCUCGUUUGAUGUACCUGGAGGCGUCCAGACGUAUGAGGUAGAACAAUUACUUGGUGCUUUUCCUGCAGAAGCGUACGGCCUACGUGAACUGAUAAUAAGGACGAACCAUUGUGCCACGACUUUUACAGUUCCUCCGAGUUUCGGAAAGCUGCCAAAGUUAAUUAGACUGGCCAUUGAGGGAAUCGACGUAGGCCUGACGAGGCAGACAAUCACCAAUAUCCAGCCUCAAGCUCAGUGUCUUCAAUCCCUCACGCUUACUUUGCGCGGGACCUCCUGCGAUGUGGGUGGUAUGCCCUUUGAAUUCCAUGGUCUCUGGCACCUCUGUCUCUUUGGCGAUUCCUUGUCACAAUCCACACACUUCCUUCGUCAAAUCACCGCCAGACAACUAGCAUACAUCAGUAUCGGGUAUUCCGAACCUGCUUCCCCGGCCAAAAUCACCGAGUUCAUGGAAUCUUUGUCCACAUUGUGCCAAAAUUUUGGAUCCUUGCAACAGAUAUAUAUGAUCGACACAUCACAUAUACAAAAAUUCGAGGACGCCAUUCCACUCCCCUCCGAAGUCUUCCGACCCUUGCUCAAGUUCAGAAGGCUGUCGUCUGUUAUAUUAGUCGGCAUUGGAAAUUACAACCUUGACGAUAAGUUCAUCAAUGAUGUCGCAGUUGCCUGGCCGGAUAUCCAGGCAUUGAGGUUCGCUUCAAGGAGACGUGCCAGUUGUACCGUCACCUUCAGCGCCAUGAUGUCAAUGGCAUCAAGGUGCAGAUCGCUGCAUACCUUACAUCUGACGAUCGAUGCUACACGACCGACGACAACUCCUCGAGCACCUGAUGGGACCGAGGAGCUUUGGCCCCCGCAAACAGCCCUUCAAAAGCUGCAUCUUGGACACACGGAGGUGUUGGAAGUUGCACGCGUUCCAUAUCUCUUGGCUGAGGUAUUUCCAACUCUAUCGGAUUUCUUGUGGUAUGAGAGCUUUGUGGAUUCCGAUACCGAUCUCACCAUGGAAGAUGCACUGGAAGAAGCAUGGCAACAACUAAGGGUACUUCGGAACUUGGCUGACGACGACCAUGACGACUACGACUGGGAAUGGGAGGGGAUUUCAGACAGCGAAGACUGGAUGUAA
Molecule: messenger RNA, 1605 nt
Organism: Suillus subaureus
Lineage: Eukaryota; Fungi; Basidiomycota; Agaricomycetes; Boletales; Suillaceae
Exons: 2
Coding region: 1-1605 (534 amino acids)
Source: RefSeq, a predicted model, not a curated record